UAAUAAUUAUAAGACGGGCUCAGGAAAUUAUACUUCUUGUGUUUAUUCGUUUAUGUACUACAAACAAUUAGGAAGUGCUGAUUUAGUCAAUGAAAGUUGACUGGAGAAAAUGUAUGCUUUCACUUUCAUUUCUGGAGAAGAGAUCUGCCUUCAGAAGCUUUGCAAGCACAGGAUGGGGCUUUGAGCUGGACAGCAAUAAAUACAUACAGUAACGGACAGUUUUUAUUCAGAUAGGACGGUAUAGGUUGAAGUGAAGUGGGUCAGAGAGAAGGGGAUGGGACCGGGAAAGGUCCGUGAUCCGGGAUUCGAAUUCGGGACGCCUAGCUAUGGUGCUAAAUGUCCAUACAUAUUUGAAGAAAUAAGACAUUUUAUCAAGUAUUUAGAGCUUAAGAUCAAAAAUUACAGUUAAAGACCAUAACACUAGUUGAGAGGGCAAGAGCUAGUUGAGAUUCUUUAAAAGAAUAGGAAAUGAAACCUAUUUCUUAAAAAAACAGAAAUGUUAAUUACUGCAUAACAAUCUGUGCCGGCUGGUGCAGAAUUGAGGAACAUGAUACCAUGUGAUUUAUCCUAAGAUGUAAUGGUUCCUGUCUUAUAAUUGCAUACAAGAUUACAUUAUUGCAUACAAGACUGCAUAGAACUGAACAUAAAAGUGUGUAACAAUGGGGGGUUUUGGUUUAACACUGUUUUUUCCCCACACCCAAGCUAACCGAUACCGUAUAACAUGAAUAUACAUUAAAAGGAAUAGUGCAGUUUGGACUCUCACGGCACCCAUUCACUUCAGAGGAUCCACUGGCAGUUUAUAUCUCUUGUUUGCUUCUUGUUCGCUCAUUCAGCACUCGAGGCACAGCACAGCAGUCACACUGAAAAGAGUUCUUAGAGUGCAGUCCAGGAUGGAUGUGCGGGCAGGAGUUUUUCUCUACUGGUUUCACAUUAUUUGCGCAGGUGUGUUUGCUGAUGUUUGGAAGGUGCAAGUUGAGCCUGAAAUGGAGGCUCUGGUGUCGUCUUGUGUUGUGUUACCCUGUUCAUUCACAUAUCCUGGUCAGCAGCAGCCCUCUGAUCGUACUAAAGCUAUCUGGCACAAAAAGGACAACUGGAAUGAUAUUAUUUUUCACAAAGACGGAUCAAAGGUUGAAGACAAUUUCAAGGGUCGUACAAAACUGGUCGGUUCACUGGGGUCUUCAAACUGCUCCUUGGAGAUCGAUCAAGUCAGAAACCAUGACAACGGCCCAUUUUGUUUCAGGGUUGAAUUAGAGACGUCUACGAAAGACAAGUACUCCUUUGUGGAUAACUGCGUGUCAAUUAAAAUGAUCGAACAAUCAUCAAAACCAGACCUGCAGGGCGAGCAGUCUUUGCAGGAGGGUCAACCUACGGUCAUCAAAUGCUCUGUCCGUCACACCUGUCCGUCCUACCAGCCCACUCUCACCUGGAGUCACUCUGGAAAAAUCAUGACGAGCUACAAGCACAUUGGUCAUGGACUCUGGGAGGUAGAGUCUCUCUUGACCUUCACCCCGACAAAAGAGGACGAUCACAGCUCCAUCAAUUGCACAGUCGAGCACCACGGGAAAGUCAUUGGAGAAAGGGUCGCAACUCAUUCUAUCUUUGUGAAAGAACAAGCAUCUCUCAUGCACAUCGUAGUCCCAGCCGUCUCUAGUCUCGGAGCUGCUCUUUUUGUUGGAUUGCUGUGUUUCUUCAUUGUCAAGAGAUACAAGAAGCGCAUUGCAGAUCUCCAAUCCAGAGAUGGCAAUGGAAUGUGGAGUCGACUGUCAAGACUGUCUCGCAGGUUUCAUUCAGGUGAUGGCCGCAGUGGUUCAGGUGGCAGAGAGCAGAGGAGGUCUAUUUGGAGUAGAUUUUCAAGGAGAGGUCAAGGGCAUCAGGUUCAAGGGAAUUAUGACAGCAAGGCAAACAACGUAUGUACAGCGUCAGGAAACAAGCCUUUCUCCAAAGGCCGAAUGCCAUCGCCAAAGAGCGAGGCCAAAUCCUAUUCUGGUCACAAUUUUGAUGACGAUUACACCAACACGGCAGACCUCAACUUAUAUGGAAAUAUCUGAUGAGAAUGCCAGAUUUCGUUAGAGAAGAUUGACCUCGGAGCAGUCUUCAUGCAAUCCUGUCCUAUUGUAUAACUGAGUGUUGCAUCUUAUGCAUAUAGUACAGUAUUACCGUAUUUUACAUAUAUUAUUGCUUACAUCUUACAUUGCAAAGUUCUAAGAAAAUAUUGUAUAUACCAGUCUCAUAUAGCGGACCUUUUUAAUAUGUGAGAAACCUUUAGCUGCACUUAAGCUGAAAGUUAAAGAAUUUGCCUUGAUCUUGUGACUUACCAGAUCAGUGCGUGCUAUAUUACAUAUAUAUACAUAUACAUAUACAUAUAUAUAUACAUAUAUAUAUAUAUAUAUAUAUAUAUAUA
This is a messenger RNA of Puntigrus tetrazona (Sumatra barb), 2401 nucleotides long. Its product is annotated as sialic acid-binding Ig-like lectin 14. The transcript has 14 exons. NCBI's taxonomy places the organism in Eukaryota, Metazoa, Chordata, Actinopteri, Cypriniformes, Cyprinidae. The coding region runs from base 891 to 2048 and encodes 385 amino acids. The record is from RefSeq and is a predicted model, not a curated record.